CUCCCUGUCUGCCCGGCUCUCUCCAGGCUCUGUCUCCCUGUCUCUCUCCCUGUCUGCCCGGCUCUCUCCGGGCCCCGUGUCAGUGUUAUUGUUAAUCUGGUGGAGAGCAGUAAAUCUCAGGAGUGCUGCUGUCCACAGGCGGGAGGAGGGGCCGCUGGCUCAGACAGCCGAGCCUCAUCGCGGGAGACCGUCGGCGUUCCCGCGCGGACGCCGUAUCCCCUCUCCCCGCGCUGAACCCCCUCUCCUCUGUCUCAGUGCCCCCGCCUCCUCCUCCGGACGGACACAGCUACCAUGACGAUUGUGCCCCCGGGCGCUUGCUGCCCAGUUACGGCUCGCGGGAGUCCAUUCUAAGGCGGGUCAGCGCAGGGGGCAGCGCCAGGGGGCGCCGGCGGGCCGGAGGCAUGCGGUGGUCCACUCUCCUGGCGAUCUUCACGGCCGUGCUGCUGUACCUGGUGCUGGGCGCCGUGGUCUUCCGCACCCUGGAGUCUCCCUGGGAGACGCAGCAGCACGGCAACAUCGCCGACAGCAAGCGGGGUUUCCUGGGCAACCACAGCUGUGUGAGCGCCGAGCAGCUGGACCUGCUGAUCAAGGAGGUGGCAGAUGCUGUGGGCUCAGGAGUCGACCCGCUCAACACCACUGCCUUCACAAGCCGCUGGGACCUGGCCAGCGCCUUCUUCUUCUCCGGGACUAUCAUCACCACCAUCGGCUUUGGGAAUAUCUCCCCCAAGACGGAAGGUGGCCAGAUCUUCUGCAUCUUCUAUGCUUUGAUUGGUAUCCCAAUGUUUGGAAUCCUGCUGGCUGGAGUGGGAGACCACCUGGGAACAGGCCUGAGACGAGGGAUUGCGAAGAUCGAGGCCAUAUUCCUGAAGUGGAAAGUCAGUCCUACCAUCGUCCGCGUGAUCUCGGCGGUUCUCUUCAUCCUGAUUGGCUGCCUGCUGUUUGUUGCCGUGCCGACCCUGGUGUUCCAGAAGGUGGAGAACUGGACCCUCCUGGAGGCGACGUACUUCGUGGUCAUCACCCUGACCACCGUGGGCUUCGGGGACUAUGUGGCAGGUGCUCCGCUUGGACAUGUGUCAGCGCGCUGUUUCACCAUGACAACCACUGCUCCU
Messenger RNA from Lepisosteus oculatus (spotted gar), 1109 nucleotides. NCBI's taxonomy places the organism in Eukaryota, Metazoa, Chordata, Actinopteri, Semionotiformes, Lepisosteidae. The record is from RefSeq and is a predicted model, not a curated record.